AUGAGCAUCUGGGAGGUGAUUUUGGCUUUCGUGGUGGUGGUGCUGAUGCUCGUGGCCCUGCUGGCCAACGUCUUGGUGCUGCUGUGCUUCCUAUACAGCGCCGACAUCCGCAAGCAGGUCCCGGGAUUGUUCAUUCUCAACCUCACCUUCUGUAACCUGUUGAUGACUGUUUCCAACAUGCCCUUGACCUUGGCUGGGAUCAUCUACAAGAGUCAGCCGGGAGGAGAUCAGAUCUGCCACAUCGUGGGCUUUCUGGAGACUUUUCUCACCACCAACUCCAUGUUGAGCAUGGCAGCUUUGAGCAUUGACAGGUGGAUCGCUGUGGUCUUCCCUCUAAGUUAUCACUCCAAAAUGAGGUACAGGGAUGCUGCUCUCAUCCUGAGCUACACGUGGUUACACUCGGUGUCGUUUCCCAUAGUGGCAGCUUCUCUCUCCUGGGUGGGUUUCCAUCACCUCUAUGCCUCCUGCACCCUGUACAACAAGAGACCGGAGGAGAGGACACAGUUUGUGAUUUUCACUGGGGUCUUUCACACCCUCAGCUUCCUCCUCUCUCUCAUAGUCCUGUGUUUCACGUAUCUCAAAGUGCUGAAGGUGGCACGGUUUCACUGUAAGCGGAUUGACGUGAUCACAAUGCAGACCCUGGUGCUGCUCGUGGACAUCCAUCCCAGCGUAAGAGAACGUUGUCUAGAAGAGCAAAGGAGACGGCGGCAGCGAGCAACCAAGAAAAUCAGUACCUUUAUUGGUACUUUUGUACUUUGUUUUGCACCUUACGUAAUUACAAGGUAA
This is a messenger RNA of Pterocles gutturalis (yellow-throated sandgrouse), 786 nucleotides long. RefSeq names its product G protein-coupled receptor 26 (gene GPR26). The transcript is spliced from 2 exons. The coding region runs from base 1 to 786 and encodes 261 amino acids. Gene Ontology annotation, molecular function: G protein-coupled receptor activity. NCBI's taxonomy places the organism in Eukaryota, Metazoa, Chordata, Aves, Pterocliformes, Pteroclidae. Gene Ontology annotation, biological process: adenylate cyclase-activating G protein-coupled receptor signaling pathway. The record is from RefSeq and is a predicted model, not a curated record. Gene Ontology annotation, cellular component: membrane.